Vombatus ursinus (common wombat) is the source of this 547-nucleotide messenger RNA. RefSeq names its product cytochrome b-c1 complex subunit 10. Bases 100 to 270 code for a protein of 56 amino acids. The record is from RefSeq and is a predicted model, not a curated record. Gene Ontology annotation, biological process: mitochondrial electron transport, ubiquinol to cytochrome c. Lineage: Eukaryota; Metazoa; Chordata; Mammalia; Diprotodontia; Vombatidae. The transcript has 3 exons. Gene Ontology annotation, cellular component: mitochondrial inner membrane.
CUGCGCAGUGCUUCCUGUCGCUGAGGGCCGAGGUGACCCUGAGGCGGACCCACUGAAAGGCUAACGAGCGGGCCGAGCGCUGAGGUGAGCGGGGCAGCGAUGCUGAACAAGUUGCUGGGGCCGCGCUACAAGGAGCUGGUGAAGUACUGGCUUCCCACAGCAGGCACAUGGGGUGCUGUUGGUGCUGUGGGGCUAGUUUGGGCCACUGACUGGCGUCUGAUUCUGGAUUGGGUGCCAUACAUCAAUGGUAAAUUUAAGAAGGACAAUUAAGCUAACUUUUCAAUCUUAUGGUCUAGGAACGGAGGACUUUUUGGGGACUGCUCUUCUUGGGGAUCCUGAUCGAACACAAAUGUGAAAUGCUCAGGAAGGACUCCAAGGACCUCUCAGUGACAACCUUUGAUGUAUCACUUGUAUAGGGAUAAUUAAACCUCCCUCUGAAACAUGCUGGCUGCUUAGGUAUUGAGCACAGGAAUAACUAUGACAACAAAUUGAAUUAUGCCGGACAUAUGGAAUUAAAAAAAAAAACCCUCCAAGGUCAAGCUUGAAA